CCAUCCUGACAAGCGUGUAACCGAGGCGUAAAACAUGUAUAUAAUGUUAGCAUGAUUAUAUAGGUCGCUCUUGAGUUUCUUUUGUGAUAUUUUGGCAUUGUGAUAUAAACGUCUGCCAUGUUUUUGAUAUAGUUCCUAAAUGGUGUUGUUAUAAAGACAUCCGUUUUCUUCCUUUAUUUCCGGUGGUCGCCCACGUGACUCCCCGCCCAUGUUACUACAUAACGAGCCUCAGACAUUCUUAUGAAAUAGCAUUACAGAGGUUAUUUUACUAAGGAAGCAGUUGCUGCAGCUCCAAACAGAAAAUCGUUUAGAUGUGAAUAAAAAUGUCAAUUUACAGGAACGCUGUGUGGUUUGUGAAGGGACUGCAGGAGUACACGAAGAGUGGUUAUGAAGCAGCAGCAAAGCACUUCACUCCAGGAGACCUGGAAGUGAACCUGAGUGGGAGGUCCUUCAUGAUCACAGGAGCAAACAGUGGGAUUGGAAAAGCCACGGCGCAGGAAAUCGCCAACAGAGGGGGCGUCGUCCACAUGGUUUGUCGAAAUAAAGGUCGUGCAGAAGCAGCCAAAGAGGAAAUUGUAGAGCAGAGUAAAAAUGAGAAUGUUUACGUCCAUAUUGUUGACAUGUCAAGUGCCAGACAAGUUUGGGAAUUUGUUCAGAAGUUCACUGAGACCCACACAGUCCAUGUUCUGAUCAACAAUGCGGGCUGCAUGGUGAACCAGAGGGAGGUCACUGAGGAAGGUCUAGAGAAGAACUUUGCAACAAAUACACUUGGUACAUACAUUCUCACCACAGCACUGGUUGACGCAUUAAAGAAGGUUGAAGAGCCAAGAGUGAUCACUGUGUCAUCUGGAGGGAUGUUAACGCAGAAGCUGAAUGUCGAUGAUCUCCAGUUUGAGAAGGGGACAUUUGACGGCACCAUGGUCUAUGCACAGAACAAAAGACAGCAGGUGAUCCUAACACAGAGAUGGGCUUCACAACACAAAGAGAUCCAAUUCUCCUCCAUGCACCCCGGCUGGGCCGACACACCUGCCGUCCAGUUGUCCAUGCCAUCCUUCCAUGCUAAGAUGAAGAACAGGCUGAGGACAGAGGCCAUGGGAGCAGACACUGCUGUCUGGCUGGCUGUGUCUCCCUCUGCUGUCAAGCAGAAGAGUGGACUUUUCUUCCAGGAUCGUCAGGCAGUGUCGACUCACCUGCCUCUGGCCUCCAGCAGGUCAACUCCUCAGGAGGAGGAGAGACUUUUGGCUGUGCUGGAGGAGCUGGCCCUUAAAUUUAAACCUUAACACAUCUGCAGAUGCUGCAAACCCGCCCUGAUGAACUAAGAAUAAUACUACUGAUGUUUACAGGACUAUUUGAACAGAUCCAGUGUGUACACGUUUAGAUAGUUUUUAACUAACCACUCUUUUUUGCAACUUUGAAGAUGAAACUGUAGUUGACGUUAUGACGAUAGUCAAAUGUUUAACACUAAGUGUAGAUUUAUGUUAAAUAUAUUCAUUAUAAUAAAUGUACCAAAAUUGUUUA
This is a messenger RNA of Cynoglossus semilaevis (tongue sole), 1518 nucleotides long. It is a transcript of the gene dhrs12, whose product is annotated as dehydrogenase/reductase (SDR family) member 12. Bases 324 to 1280 code for a protein of 318 amino acids. The record is from RefSeq and is a predicted model, not a curated record. The transcript is spliced from 10 exons. Lineage: Eukaryota; Metazoa; Chordata; Actinopteri; Pleuronectiformes; Cynoglossidae.